Sabethes cyaneus is the source of this 4520-nucleotide messenger RNA. It is a transcript of the gene Cp190, whose product is annotated as centrosome-associated zinc finger protein CP190. Gene Ontology annotation, cellular component: nucleus. Gene Ontology annotation, biological process: regulation of transcription by RNA polymerase II. Lineage: Eukaryota; Metazoa; Arthropoda; Insecta; Diptera; Culicidae. Bases 467 to 3979 code for a protein of 1170 amino acids. Gene Ontology annotation, molecular function: RNA polymerase II cis-regulatory region sequence-specific DNA binding; protein binding; DNA-binding transcription factor activity, RNA polymerase II-specific. The record is from RefSeq and is a predicted model, not a curated record. The transcript is spliced from 3 exons.
GUUCGCGACGGUGACGGCGGUGUAGCUCAAAAAGUGGUGCUUGUGGACGUCGGCAGUAACUUUCGAAAUUAAAACAAACGCAUUGUUGCAAUUGAAGAGCAAUCGGUUUCGGUUCUAGGCGGGACAGUGAUUUAAAAUUUGGCUUGCUCCGUAUUUGCCGAAAGAACCCGUGCAUUUCUCCGACUUGAAACGUUGGUUUUUCACACUCGGUGUACGUAAAUAGCCGAGGAUUAGUGUAGUGGUGGUGAAAAUUUCUGUUUCCUAAAAACCCUUAAAGUGAUUGUCUAUUACGAUUUUUGUUUGAAAGUGAAUCAGUAAAUUAUAGUGCCACAUCAAGCUGGUUCCGGCAAUUUAGUGGAAUCGAGUGCGGGUUGUCCCGAAAGAAAUUUAGUUUCCGUAGUAGAAAUCCUGAUGUGAACAUAUUUGACCUUAAGCGAAAUAUUUAGUGCAUAAAUACCAAGCAAAAAUGACUCGCAUUACGGAGACCAAGUCGGUGAAGGUGGAUAACUGGGGGGUAUUUUUCCUCCAAAAAUUGCAGAACUUCUUUAACAAAACGGAUCAUUGCGAUUUAACGUUGCAGUUCAAUGAUAAUUCCCAGCUGAAGGUGCAUCGUUUGGUUCUAAGCGCCUGUACUGACUACUUCAAUAUGUUGGAAAAUACCUGUGAAAUGUUCGAGGAUGUGUUAAUAAUGCCGCUUGACCUACAGGCAGAUGUGAUUGUCCCUAUCGUAAACUUUAUGUAUACUGGAACAUUAGAGUUCCAGUAUAAUAUGUAUGAUAAGCUGCUGAAAACAGCUCGAGACAUGAAUAUGACAGUAUUGCUAAAAUUGCUUGAAACGCACAAGCAGGCAACGUCGCGUUUGAUGCCAGGCGGCCGACAACCGAUUUUGCUAAAUAAACAGGCUCCAAACCGCGGCAGACCUGCAGCUUCCAGUAGUGUAAACUUCCAACCACCUGGCAUGGCAGCCAAGAAUCCGAGACAUCCCGUUCCACACAGUAGAACGCCGGCAAUGGCACAGCGUGCAGCUCCAAUUGUGAAACAUCAAACAACGAUACGUCCCGUAUCAGUGUACGGAAACAGUAAAGCAAUGAAAGAAGCUAAACCAGGUCCGUCUAGGUACGAUGAAAUUGCGACCACGGACACCUUCGAAGGUCAAUUCGAUGAUAUAUCGUAUGAAAGCAAACCUCUUGUGACGGCAGACCAGAUCAAGAAGGAAGAUGAGCCUUUCGAAGAAUUACGCAAAGGUUACACCAAUGUCAGUGUUGUUAAGCGGCCAGCCACAGCUAUGCUAUCUGCUCCGCCUGCGAAAAAGCCAAACCUAGAAGAGGUAAAAGAAUUCACUGAGGCAGCUAGGUUGCGAAGUCAAAUGGCUACCGAAGAGGAUGAUUCGCCUGGGUUUGCUGACGAUACACCCUUCGACGAUGAUGACGAUGACGAACCGCAGGCACACCAUAGUCGGGCGCCACCUCCAAAAUCUAGCCUCAAGACAGUAAUUAAACAAGAAAUUAAAACUCCACCCAGUGCGGGGGCAGUACGACAAAUUACGGUUAGAGAUGAGUCUGGCAGUGUUGACCAUGCUAAAAUCAUAAGCGAAGUGCUGAAGAAAUAUCCACACUUGGUGAAAAAGAACAAAAAUAUUAAGCUCAAGAUAAUGCAGAAAACAUCGCCGUCUGCAGCGCCUCAGACCAAGCAAGCUCCAUUGAAAAUGGAAGUGCGAACAGCGACUCCGCUUCGGCAGGAUAUGUCGAUGGUUCGAAAGGCCACCGAAGCCAUUCGGCAGCAUCCUCAAGCGACAUCAACUCCGGCACAGGCACCGCGUAAGAUUGACUCAAAAUCUAUGCACAGACUAAUUGCUAAAGGUGCAGAAAACAUGACUGGACCAUGGCUCUGCCUUCGUUGCGGUAUUAACGGGCGUCCCAUUUCGAUACCUGACUACAAAUCCUUCCGCAAUCAUCUGACCGUGAAGCAUCGAGAGCGAAUCGAUUCGCGCAUUUGCGAACAUUGCGGUUGGAAGGCAGAGCAACGGAAUCCUCAUCUCUUCUAUCACUGGCUAACAGCUCACAAUAUUAAAUCCACCGUUAAGUUCCCGUCAUGUUCCGAAUGUGGUCAUUCUGCGAUGAACGACGCAGCCCUGCAAAAGCAUGAAGAAGAAAACCACCAGCGGGGAGAUUUGCAACAGUGCAUUUAUUGCAACAAAGUGUUUGCCAAGGAGAUGGAUCUUUACGAACAUAUGAAGAGUCUCCACAAGGAGAAAGCACGUGAAGACGGUGUCAUUGAUUUUUCCGACGAUGAAUAUCACGUAGAUGAGGAGGAAGAAGUUUCGGGUCAACAAUCGCAAAACUCCAGCACGGAGAGUAAAAUAAAGAUUCUUUCCAACAUUACGUUCAGUAAUAGCAGCGCCAUACCGUUCGUGAUCGAUCCCAGUCAGGCGCAGACCGUAUCGCAAAUCGGGGGCAAAUCUCAAAUUCAACUGCAGCAGAUUACGCUGGAACCGUCGUCGGAAGCGGAAGCUCUCAGUAAUGUAGCUUCCGGGAUUGCAACCAGUCUUGGGUUAGUGGAUAACGCCAACGUCGUUAUCGAGGAUUCCAACUUCCAUCAGUCCGGUCAGCAUUACAUCGAACAUCAGCUGGCAACGGUACACGGUGAAACUGGAACCACGACAACGGUCACGGCUGCCGGCGGUGGAUCCGAGCAGCUAACCAAACUAAUCACCGAGGAUGGAACGGAGCUGCAGCUAACGCAGAGCCAAAAGGAUGAGAUUAUCUCCCAGCUGCAAAACACCGCAAACGGUGGCAACGUGGUGAUGGUUCUCAACGACGAUAAUUUCAUUGGUGGCCCCGGUAUACAGUUGGCCGAUGGAUCACAGCUGAUGAAUGCUGCCUCUGUCCCUGCCGGACAGGAUACUAACAUUGUCGUUAUGUACAGUCAACCCACAGAUGGUCAACUAGUGACGACUACCAAUACAAUCACUACAGCAAAUUCGGUAGUACCCGUUGGACCUGCUGCUGGCGUGCAUGAGGAAGAAGUUGCCACAGAAGACGAGGCCAAUAAAAUGGCAGUAGCAACCGAAGACGAAACUUCACAGGUUUCGACACAGCCUUCGGAAAAAACUGGCGAUACUCAACCAAUGGAAGUGUACACGGAAUGCAGCCAGGAUUUGCCAGCAGAGGAGAAGAAUAAAGACGCUAAUGUGUCAUCCGAAGUAGAGCGACCGGUCAGCCAAAUGGAAGACGACGACGAUGAGGAAGAAGAUGAAGAAGCAAAUGAAUCAAAAAAUUCAGAGGCCGAAGAAAAAGCGGCGAAAGAGCGGGAAAAACAGAAACUAAUAUCGGAAUUAGAAGGAGAUUGGUCCGAAGACACUGAAGAACAACCAACAGCAGCUGAGGAGAAAACAGAGGAAAAGGUAACUGAGGCAAAAUCACCUACUGUUCAGAAGGAGAAGCCUGCCGCAGAAAAACAGGAAGAUAAAAACAAGGAAGAAGAAGAAGAAAUAGGACAAAUGUUAAACGAAUGGAAUAAUGAAACUAAAUUCAAUGAAAACGAUUCGGAUGGAGAUUUGGAGAAAAAGUUAGAGAAAGUUGUGGGUGGAAAGAAAAACGAAUCAAAAGAGAAAACGCCCAUGGAAACUUCCAGCGCCGAUAACACGGCCGAUACGGUGGAUGACAGUCUCAAUAAUAGCGGAACACAGGUCGUUAUAAUGGCUGCAGAAAGUGAAACUGAAGUUUCCGUAAAUGAGUCCGAUGCCGAAAAGGCUACAGAAAAUAAGUCGGAAUCGCUAGUGGAAACAGAAGAGCCGGAAAAGACAGCAUGUACAGCAAAAGAAGAAGAAGACGCCGAUGACGAUGAAAAGGAUUCAACGUCGAAAACGGAUCAACCUGCUACAGAAAAGGAGGAGACCAAAAGCGAAGAUGACAAAACGAAGUCUAAGGAAGUUGUCAGUUCGCUGCUAGGAGAUUGGGAUGAAGACGAUGAUUUGUAAAAAAAGGAAUUUGCAAUCGCGCAUCACACACAAGUGACUUUUAAUAAGAUGAACCAUAAAAAAUUUGUGCUAGCAGAAGAAGCAUUAGCGUUAGUUUUGAAUAAGAGUAGCAUUACGAACAAUGUUAUUAAAUAUUUAGAAAUUUUAUUUUUCGUAAAGUAAUUGUACCGUACCGUACGUCUUCUAUGUACAUUUAAAUUCAUAUAGAAAUAUUUGGAUGCUUAUGAAAGUAGAUUUAACAUUGCCCAAAAACUACUUUCAAAACCAUCGAAUUAUAACAACUGAUUAAAUUAAGUGAUGUUGUUCAACCAUCAAUUUGCCUAUUGAAGAGGCAAAAUGAUGAUUGAAGGCCAACAUCGUUAAAAGGUCCACUCUUUUUUUUUUAACUUGGCAUGCUUCAUGUAUUUGCAAUUAUCAAUUAAUAAUCCUAGACCAUUUGAAUCUUUGCGUUUAACGUGUCACGUGAACAUUAACAUUUUAGGUUAAUUUAUCCUGAAAGUACUAAAUGUUUUCUUUUAUUUCUCCUAGGGAACAUACAACA